Arthroderma uncinatum is the source of this 3198-nucleotide messenger RNA. RefSeq names its product histidine kinase M7. Gene Ontology annotation, biological process: protein autophosphorylation; phosphorelay signal transduction system. The record is from RefSeq and is a predicted model, not a curated record. The transcript is spliced from 2 exons. NCBI's taxonomy places the organism in Eukaryota, Fungi, Ascomycota, Eurotiomycetes, Onygenales, Arthrodermataceae. Bases 1 to 3198 code for a protein of 1065 amino acids. Gene Ontology annotation, molecular function: phosphorelay sensor kinase activity; histidine phosphotransfer kinase activity.
AUGACCCUCACAGAGGCCCCCAACCCCGGCAUGGCCUCCACCACCAGCGUCAACGAGAGCUCCUCCGGCUCCUACAGCGCUGCCGACUUCGAGCAAUUCACCGUUAGCGCUCAGGAGAAGCUUGCCGCACAGCUAAUGCAUCGCCAAUUCGAGACCGGCCAGAGUAAUGCCAUUGAGCGGCUGGUAUCGUUGAAAGCAGACCUGCGCGACGCCGACGAUGAUACUUUCUGGCGGGAUCUCAUGGAGGGAGUGACGAGCAUAUGUAACGCUCAGUGCGGCUUCGUGGCAGAAGAAGUACCCCCAGGUAGCAGCACUGUAGAUGGUACUGGUCGAUCUAGGUCUCACCUCGCACCAGUUGUCUACUUCAACGACGACGGCAAGAUCCGCAUACAUCGAAACUACAAGCCCUGGUCCUGGGACCUCCCUUGCAAUUUCAUGGCUCGAGAUAUGCAUAAAUCCUUCCUCGUGGCAGAUAACCUUUCUUCGCUGGUUGGGGAGUCGAGCAUGGCUCAUUUUACUUCACCCAUGGCGGCUUGUUUGGCAGUUCCGCUCUUCGACGCCCGUACCCCUGUCGCUCGCGUGGGCCUCAUGUGGACGUCUGCUGGCCUGGAGAAGAGGAAUGUCUCCUGGGCGUAUCUUGAGAUGAUACUGCAUUCGCUACAGGACAUGAUACUACAGCGGAUGGAUGGAAGUUUGACGCAGCGGCAGCUCGAGAUGGAGAGGGAACUGGAGAAUGAGCGGCAGAAGGAGCAGGAAAGGGAGCGAGAGAACGAACGAUCCCGGUGUCGCUCUCGCUCUAUCAGCCGGCGGCCCAUUCCUUAUAAGCCAGGAGCUGGCCAGCCGACACUCAAGCUCUACGCGCGUAGUAUGUCGCAUGAGUUGCGGACACCGAUGCAUGGCGUUGUUGGCAUGCUGGAUGUCAUGCACGGCACUGUUGCAGACACAAUACAUAGAGCGACAGAGGGAGAUGAGGGUCUAGUUCCAGGCGUGGUUAAAACAUUUGAGAGACUCAGGGGAGAUAUUGAGGUUGUUCAGGAUUCUGCUCGUCGUGCUAUCGAAGCUGCAGACAAUAUUGUGCACGCCUAUGAUCUCAACAUGCAAGUCCCUGAUACACCCGAAAGCUCCAUUAUCGGCGAUUCCCACUGCGUUUCCCGCAACCACUCUCUUAAUUGCCCAAGCGACGGGCGCCCAGACAUCCUAAUCGUCGGAAAUGACCUUCUCAUGAAACCAAUGAAAAAACGGCCUCGCAGCAUUGGCUACUCGCGCAGCUCCUCACCUAACUUUCCAAUAAAAUCUCCACGCCGUGAGCGCUCGCGGACGUCAGAAGUCAGGAGUGCGGUGGAGGAGAGCGAUAAGAUUGUACAUUCGACUCCGGCUAGAGGGGAGAUGAGGGAAGCGUUUAUUGACGCCGUGGCCCCGUCAGAGCACGAUGAUGACGGUCAUGAUGAACAUACGGAUGACUUUACAGAUCAGCCUCCGAAUACCCGCAAGCACGCGCGAUCUUUGUCUAGAGUAACCCGCCCUGUUCCCGUCUUCCCACCCAUGGUCCUACAUUAUACCAAGAUCCGAGAACUACUCCAUCUAGUGAUUAAUGAAUCCCUACACGUUGGUGGCCGUCCCGACUCCUCCAUAACUGAACCCACUGCCACCGGUGAACGAAUCGAAAUCCGCUCUCGCUCGUCUAACGGCACUGCAUCAACUAAACAGAUCUCUUGGGCCGUUGAUCACUGCGUACCUGAAACACUGUACAUGGACGAAAAGGACCUCGCCAAACUUGUCUCCUGUGUCUUCUUGAACGCUCUCAAGUUCACCGAGUCAGGAAGCAUAACUCUUACCGCUAAGCUAAACCACACUUCCCGAUAUGUUGUUAUCAACGUCACUGAUACGGGCACGGGUAUACCAGAAGGGUUCCUACCUAACUUGUUCAAGGCGUUUGCGAGGGAAGACGGGUCUACAACACGCAGCAAAGAAGGUCUGGGUCUAGGCUUGCUUGUGGCAAAGGGUCUUUCGAGGAAGCUUGGUGGAGAUUUGAUUUGUGUUCGCUCCUCGACUUGUGGUGAGCAUAGAGGAUCAGAAUUCGAGAUUCGCUUGCCUAUCAUACCAAAUGAUGUGCUUAGCAGGCCUAGUACGCCGAGAACAUGCACAUCAGUAACCUCAACUGCAAGCACGCAUACAUGUACAAAUGCUGGCAACGAGGCGAACGGUGACAAGAAUGAGAAUAUGGUAGAAGACUCCCCACCUCUACCCGAGCAUUCGAAAGACAACGAUGACAACGAGAACAACAAUAACAACAACACCACCACCACCGCGAUAGGGACAGAAAUGAAUAACUCAGCUCUCUCUCCACCUACUACUCCCCAAACACAAACACUGGCACCACCCCGAACCUUCGACGUAGUCCAAUCCCCUAUACAUCGACCAGGCCUGCCAUCCUCCAUAUCUGCCCCUAUACUUCCAACUCCCAUGUCAACCACGACCCAAUUCUCCUAUAACAGCCCGUAUCUAAAUGGACACCAGACCCUCGCUGAACGCCACCCACUCACUUUCAUGGUUGCAGAGGACAACGUGAUCAAUCGUAAGAUCCUAGUCACAAUGCUUGAGCGGCUUGGCUAUACAGACGUCUACCAAGCUUAUGAUGGCCGCGAGGCCGUCAGAGUUGUCAAGGAGGUACUGGAGGGGAAUACGUUGCGGCCUGCAGGAAAGGACAGCAGUCCUGAUCAAUCACCGAGAACCGUUUCCCUCCCACCCCCAGCUAUCCCCCAAUCCCAAUGUCCAUCUCAGUGCCCAUCCCAAUGUCCAUCCCAACCUCCAUCACAUUCUACAUCACCAUCCCCAACCCCACAUCAAUUCACGGCAUCCCCGUCACGCUCACCCUCCCCUACACCUUCCACAGAACAUAAAUUUAUCGACGUAAUUCUCAUGGACCUCUGGAUGCCCAACAUGGAUGGCUACGAAGCCACGGAACAUAUAUUCUCCUUUGUCUCUUCAUACCGCGAGCGAAUGGCAAAAUAUGAUCCAGACAAUGUCCCGCCUCCCGGCCCUACAGUGCUCGCCGUCAGCGCAGACGUUACCGACGAAGCUUUGCGACGAGCCACGAAGGUCGGUAUGAAAGGAUAUAUGACGAAGCCGUACAAGUUACGAGAUCUGGAGAGGCUGUUAGUGGAAUUUUGUGCAUCACAGGCAAGGUGGAGGAUAUAA